Molecule: messenger RNA, 1649 nt
Organism: Ctenopharyngodon idella (grass carp)
Lineage: Eukaryota; Metazoa; Chordata; Actinopteri; Cypriniformes; Xenocyprididae
Product: putative protein TPRXL
Exons: 16
Coding region: 163-999 (278 amino acids)
Source: RefSeq, a predicted model, not a curated record
CCUCAGUAGAAGCUGCUGUUUCCUGUACCUCUUUGUCUAAGGGAAGUUCUAAAAUACACAUCAGAGUGGCUGGAUACACAUCUCUUUCUCAUCACUUUAGUGCACUGCUCUGAAGCAACGGUCUUUUCUGGUUCUUUUUGGCAAUUAGAGAAAAACUACACCAUGGUUAGAAGGAUUUCAUUCUUCGUCUGUUCCUGUCUCCUCCUCCACUGGACAGGUCCAGGUAUUGGUUCAGGUCCUGGAGAAACAUCUGAAGUGAAAACUUCUUCACCUACAAGUGCAUCACAGAGAUCACACGUAUCUUCAACUAUUGCUUCAAGUGUAGCAACACAUCCUACCACCUCUGCUUCACCACCCAGAACUACAAGUGCACCAUCGAGUUCUGAUACUUCAGAUAGUGCUUCAAGUGUAGCAACACAUCCUACCACCUCUACUUCACCACCCAGAACUACAAGUGCACCAUCGAGUUCUGAUACUUCAGAUAGUGCUACAAGUGCAUCUUCGAGUUCUGAUACUUCAGAUAGUGCUUCAAGUGUAGCAACACAUCCUACCACCUCUGCUUCACCAUCCAUAACAACAGCAUCAUCAAAACAAACCACAGUUACUGUAAACAACUGGACUAACACCUCGUCAGCAACUCUAGAGCCAAAUAUCACAAAUUCUCCCACUGGAAAACAAAGUCACAACAAAACUUCUACCAGACAUCCUACUUCACAACCAGCAACAUCAUCAAAAGCAUUUCCUGGACAUGGUGAUCAUGCAAUGCUUGCAAGUUCAGAAAAAAAAUACUUGUGGAUUCUGGUGCCUGUUCUGUGUAUUGCACUGGCAGCAAUGAUAUAUUUGAAAUUCAAGGGUAAAAAAGUUCAGAAUCGGCCAGAAAUGGCUGACAUUGGAACAGAGAAUGCUUCUUUCCAGAGGACGGACAGUAACAAAGAUGGUGUUAUGCUGUUAGGAGUCAGUAAGACAUCAGUUGGAGAGGACAACGCUGCUGCAAGAUAAGUGGAGUCCUGCAGGAGAAGAGGCUCUAAUGAAGAAUAACGAGAGAGGAACUAAAGAGAAAAGGAGUGAUGAAAGCUUGCCACAAACACAGCAAACAGGAAAUAUACUUUGUUAGGACAUACUCCAUUAGAUUGUAAACUCUAAUUCUGCACAGCUUUGCAGCUUUGCUGUAGUGUAAAUGAAAGUUGGUCACAGAGUGUGUUGCAGUAUUUUUUACACAUCAAUUUCCAAUUUGUAAUAUAAUUAAAAAAUGCCUGUUUUAGCAUUGAACUAACUGAACUGAUUGGUAAUUGUUUCACUUUUUUAUUGUAUUGUAUAUUUUUGGUUAAACUGUGCAUUACUUUUUUUUUUUUUUUUGGUGUGUGUAAUUUGUUUCUUGACUUCUGUUCUGUGAGUGAUGCAGUUCAAUACCUGCCAUAUUAACUAUUACUGUAGUUUUUAUUUGUUUUAAAAAUUUGAUAGGCUGAAUAUUAAAGCGAAUAAUGCUGUUUUUGUACCAUUUGUAUGCACUGCUACCUAAAAUUUUAAAAGAUUAUAAGAAGUUUAAAACUUCAAAUGACAACCUGGAUUCUCACUACUGCCACUGAGUUGAUAAUGCGCUGACUGACUGCACUUAUUAUUUAGGGGUCAAUAAAAUAUAGAGAAAAUGA